Messenger RNA from Microthlaspi erraticum, 549 nucleotides. NCBI's taxonomy places the organism in Eukaryota, Viridiplantae, Streptophyta, Magnoliopsida, Brassicales, Brassicaceae. The record is from the annotation of a GenBank genome assembly.
AUGAGACAGCUUGAGUUGAAGUUGCCCUUCAUCGACGCCUUGAUGCUCAUUCCACCUUAUCAGAAAUUUCUGAAGGAUGCUGUUCAGCAAAGAACCAGGGAAGCACAAGGGAUGGUAGUGUUGACUCGUGAGUGCAGUGCAAUCAUUCAGCGGAAGGUCAUCUCCGACAAAAAGGAAGAUCCGGGGAGUUUCACUUUGCCCUGCAUGUUGGGACCCCUAUCUUUCAAAAACAGCCUCUGCGAUCUAGGAUCAUCUGUCAGCCUCAUGCCUUUGUCUGUAGCAAAGAGACUGGGAUAUCACAAGUACCAAGCCUGCGGAAUCUCACUAGUCUUGGCAGAUAGAUCGAUAAGGUUACCAACUGGGAUGCUUGAAGACCUGCCUUUGAGGAUAGGGAAUGUAGAAAUCCCCACCGACUUCAUUGUGCUUGAGAUGGAUGAGGAACCAACAGAUCCAUUGAUUCUAGGAAGGCCAUUCCUAGCUACAGCAAGAGCAAUGAUAGAUGUCUGUGAAGGAACAAUUGAGCUAAACUUGGGAAAGGACCUAAGAUGA